UCUCGUGGUCCUUCGGGCUUGAGUGAUGUCAUCAAAGAGCGAGCUUUCCAUGGUCCAUGGUGGAGAAAACGUGGGGGAUUUUAUUUAAUGCAUUGUUGUGGAUUUGUCAUCGAGAGAACUUCAUGAUCUGUUGUGACCUGUCAAGUUGACAAGAAUGGAAUACAUGCAAGCUCCUGCCACAAGCAGUCAGGGGAAUAUCCUGUGCUGCACCUGUGGCGUCCCUAUUCCUCCCAACCCUGCCAACAUGUGUGUAGCCUGCCUGCGUACUCAGGUAGACAUCUCAGAGGGAAUCCCCAAGCAAGUCACAGUGCACUUCUGCAAACAGUGUGAAAGGUACUUGCAGCCUCCGGCCACCUGGGUACAGUGUGCACUGGAAUCCAGAGAACUGUUGGCACUUUGCCUGAAAAAACUUAAGAGCUCUAUGAGCAAAGUGCGUCUUAUUGAUGCUGGCUUCCUGUGGACAGAGCCCCACUCCAAAAGAAUUAAGAUGAAAGUGACUAUUCAGAAAGAGGUGAUGAAUGGUGCUAUCCUACAGCAGGUGUUUGUGGUCGAGUUUGUCAUCCAGUCCCAGAUGUGCGACGACUGCCACCGUGUGGAAGCCAAAGACUUCUGGAAGGCUGUGGUGCAAGUUAGGCAGAAGACUGUUCAUAAAAAGACAUUCUACUAUCUGGAACAGCUGAUCCUCAAGCAUAAACUCCACCAGAAUGCCCUCAACAUCAAAGAAAUCCAUGAGGGGAUUGAUUUCUACUUUGGCUCCAAGCAGCACGCUCAGAAGAUGGUGGACUUCCUCCAGUGCACAGUGCCGUGCAGGUCAAAGGCAUCCCAGCGCCUCAUCUCUCACGACAUCCAUUCAAACACAUACAACUAUAAGAGCACCUUCUCUGUGGAGAUUGUACCUGUCUGCAAGGACAACGUCGUGUGUCUUUCACCACGCCUGGCGCAGAGCCUGGGGAACAUGGGUCAAGUGUGUGUGUGCAUCCGUGUGACUAGCACCAUCCACCUCAUCGAUCCCAACACCCUGCAGAUUGCUGAGGUGGAUGGGAACACAUACUGGCGCCAUCCCUUCAACAGCCUCUGUAACCCACGGCAACUGGAAGAGUUCAUUGUUAUGGACAUUGACAUCAUCAGAGACCAGAAGCUGGGCGCUGGAGCUGGGCUGAGGUCCAAUAAGCACACCCUCGCUGAGGUAUGGGUUCAGAAAACAUCAGAGAUGGAUACCAGUCAGCAGUAUCACUGCCGCACAUUCCUAGGCCACCUGCUCAACAUCGGAGACCUGGUGCUGGGGUUUGACUUUGCCAAUUCCAACAUCAAUGAUGAGUACCUGAAUAAGAUUAACCCUCACCAUGUUCCUGAUGUGGUCCUGAUCAAGAAGAGCUACGACCGCAGUAGGAGGGUGAAGCGCAGGAACUGGAAACUGCAGGAGAUGGCCAGAAACCGCGAUGGCACCGACACAGACGAUGAAAGACAAUUCCAGGACUUCCUGGAGGACCUGGAAGAGGAUGAAGCUCUGAGGAAGAAUGUCAACAUCUAUAGGGAUGCGUCAAGGAUCCCAGUGGAGAGCGACACCGAUGAUGAUGGAGCGCCACGCAUCUCCCUGAUGGAAAUGUUGGAGGAGCUCAGCCUAACCGAUGCCACAGGAGGAGAGGGUGCCAACAUGAUGACAGACUAGUCGGCCACCACCCUGCCUGUGGGGCACCGAUGGCUAAACUGUCCAAUAUAGGUCCCCUGAUGUGAUACAAGUACAGGCCUCGGAUUUUGAACUGACAGCAGAUUGAAUACUGGUGAACUCGCUCACAAGUAGUUUUAUUCUGAGAAACCCACAGUUCCUCUGACUGUGGUGUAAUGACUUGCAGUUAAAACCAUACAUGGUGGGUUAGUGACGGUAACAGUAACAUGUUCUCAUUGAGAAACUAGACUCUCUGUUGUCCCAGCUGAUCAUCUCUGUCCACACUAUGGGAAGUGAAGUGGUUAUAAUUCAAUGUACCAAAAUAAAUAUUUGUCCAUAACCACA
Molecule: messenger RNA, 2011 nt
Organism: Monopterus albus (swamp eel)
Lineage: Eukaryota; Metazoa; Chordata; Actinopteri; Synbranchiformes; Synbranchidae
Gene: nmd3
Product: NMD3 ribosome export adaptor
Exons: 16
Coding region: 155-1669 (504 amino acids)
Biological process (GO): ribosomal large subunit export from nucleus
Cellular component (GO): nucleus; cytoplasm
Molecular function (GO): ribosomal large subunit binding
Source: RefSeq, a predicted model, not a curated record